GGUGCGAGUGAAAUAAGACAAAGCAAAAUCAAAGAACUUUUUAAUGACAUGAGACGACGCAACAAUUAUAUAUUGUGUGAGCCAUUCAGAUCAUUAUCUCAAGCAGAUGCGGAAGACUUGUUUGAGCCAAUAGCUCGUGAUACCGCCAUUGAAAUAAAUCUCCCUGAAUAUAUCGAAGAUUAUUUAAAAAAUCUACUUGCCGGAAAUAUCGAUAGUAUAUUGACAUCAGUGAUGUGA
Dentiscutata heterogama is the source of this 237-nucleotide messenger RNA. NCBI's taxonomy places the organism in Eukaryota, Fungi, Glomeromycota, Glomeromycetes, Diversisporales, Gigasporaceae. The record is from the annotation of a GenBank genome assembly.